Messenger RNA from Coregonus sp. 'balchen', 18201 nucleotides. The record is from the annotation of a GenBank genome assembly. Lineage: Eukaryota; Metazoa; Chordata; Actinopteri; Salmoniformes; Salmonidae.
UACAGAUUGAAUAGAGCCCUAAACCGUCAGCUGUAAAAAAGACAAUUAAAAAGAUAUCUUCAAUAAUGCAAUUGAUGACUGCUCUGACAUCUAGGCCUGCUCUCUUGGCAUCAGCUGAGAACUUCACAGUCCUCAUCAAGAACAACAUCAGAUUCCCAAACUUUAACUUCAUUAGGUGAGACUGCCCAAUUCAAUGUGAAUAGAUUUGUUUAUUUUUAGCUUGCACUCUACAGGUCUCAAGUAUAUUAUAUUCAGAGUAACCUUCACCACCCCACCUUUACAUACUCAGAGGGUCAUAAUCACAAAAAACAAGCACCUUCUUUAAAUUCAGCUGAUCUUACUGAUGUGUGUCUGUCUCACAGAAGGAACAUCCUCCCUGAGAUGACAGACAGCCACCUGAAGCACUGCCAAUUUAACAGGCGUACAGACCCCUGGUGCCCCAUAUUCCGCCUCAGGGACAUUGUGCAGGAGGCCAGAGAGAACUUCUCAGAGAUGGCAGUUGAGGUGGGCUGCUCUGUUAGAGGGAAUUUCUCAAACAACCACAAAUUUACUCUAUGACGCUGAAUUAUUUGUACAUUAUUUUUUUUUUUUUACAUUUUUUAUUCAUUUAGCAGACGCUAUUAUCCAGAGCGACUUACAGUUAGUGAGUACAUACAUUUUUCAUACUUGCCCCCCGUGGGAAUCGAACCCACAACCCUGCUGUUGCAAGCGCCAUGCUCUACCAACUGAGCUACAGGAUGUCACUGAUGUCUGCAUCUAUUUUGGCACUGCCAGUUCAUAACGUUGGACAUAUUUGAUUACUUAAUGAAUCACGGAAUUAAAUCACCUUAAUUACAUCAGAUGUGAGAGGGUUUACAUGAUUGUCAGGUAAGGUUGAUGUAAAACAAGUUGAGUAGAUUUUAUUUUUUUAUUUUUUUAUUUAACCUUUAUUUAACCAGGUAAGCCAGUUGAGAACAAGUUCUCAUUUACAACUGCGACCUGGCCAAGAUAAAGCAAAGGAGUGCGAUAAAAACAACAACAACACAGUUACAUAUGGGAUAAACUAAAAGUACAGAAAAAAACAUAAUAGAAAAAUAGAAAAUCUAUAUACAGUGUGUGCAAAUGUAGUAAGUUAUGGAGGUAAUGGCAAUAAAUAGGCCAUAGUGAAAAAUAGUUACAAUUUAGUAUUAACACUGGAAUGAUAGAUGUGCAGAACAUGAUGUGCAAAUAGAGAUACUGGGGUGCAAAUGAGCAAAAUAAAUAACAAUAUGGGGAUGAGGUAGUUGGGUGGGCUAAUUACAGAUGGGCUGUGUACAGGUGCAGAUCAUCUCCACCAUGCUCUCUCACCACAGGGUGGCGACAUUGGGAUCCAAAUUAAGUGGGAUUGUAACAUGGACGGGUUCUUGCAGAACUGUCUGCCCAAAUACUCCUUCCGCUGGCUGGAUGAGAAGGAGAGCAACAGUAUUCUGUACCCUGGUCUCAACUUCAGGUAAUGGGGACUUUUUAGAUAUCGGUGCAUCCAGAUAACAGUGUAACAUUGUUUAUUACAGUUUUAUAACUACAUGUGUUGGCAGGUUUGCUAGAUAUCAGACAGAGAAAGGUGUUGGGGAGAGAACCCUGUUUAAAGCAUUUGGGAUCAGGUUUGAUGUCAUGGUAUUUGGAAAGGUUUGUAUGACUUAUUAAGUCUUAUCAUUCAAACCUGCAAUAAUGAUGAUGGUAAACUUAUGAAUGUGCAUAUAUUAUUCUAAUCAAUGCAUGAAUCAGAAAAAUACAAAUGGUAAUGUAUAAUGUGUGUUCUUUUAAAGGCAGGAAAAUUCAGCAUAAUCCAACUGAUCAUCUAUAUUGGAUCAACUCUAUCCUAUUAUGCACUGGUGAGCUUAAUUCAGCUUUUUUGAAAUUCAACAUUUUAAUAGGUAAAGAAGCUUACAUGGACUGUGACUUUCCCCAGACCACUUUAUUCAUUGACUGGCUCAUUGGGACCAGCUGCUUCUCUAAAGAAGCCAGACAGAACUACUCAGAGAAAAAGGUUGAAUCUGUUCAGGACAGACAACAGGUAGGAGUGGGAUGGCAUUCCCCACUUGGGAUUAUACAUGCCCUCAAACCCACAGCAACAUUUGCAUUCCCAUUGCCUGAAUGUUGGAUGUAAAUAUGUGGUGAGACGCUAAACAAUGGGACUAUUCUUCUUCUGUGUUCCAGUGCAUUCUCUGUGUCUCGUUUGUGGACGAGAACCAUAUAAGAGUGGUGAAAAGAUCACAUAAGAAAAGUUUACAACAAGUGAAGCCCAUCUCCGUUCACCCAUUCAAGGUUAGCAUAACUAUGUUUUCCCAAAUGUAGUGCCAUUCUCACCCCCUGAUACAGUAGAUACUCACUUUUAAGCUCACUUUAUGUUACCCUUUUCUUGUCUUUUAUACAGUUAGUCAGCAAGGUAAUAUAUUGUAUAUAAGUACAUAUGACUACUGUGAUAUGUAUGUAUUGCACUCUUGUUGUCAGGACGACAUAAGGCACCUGAGUGCCAUGGUUGGUGUAUUGCAGAAAGGGAACAUCGUAGACAAGCAGCCCCAGGCUCUCCCCCGGCCCAGCCGUCCAGCCUGGUGUCUGUGUGGCUGCUGCGUCCCCUCCACCCAUCCCCCGGCCCAGCCGUCCAGCCUGGUGUCUGUGUGGCUGCUGCCUCCCCUCCACCCAUCCCCAGGAGCAGCUGUGCUGCAGGCGCUGCAUCACCACCUCCUCCCUGUUUGAACAGCUGGUGCUGAGUCGGCCCGUGUUGGAGGCAGUGUUGCUGUACAGGGAGCCUCUUUGUGAGCUGACCGAGGCGGAGCAGCGGACCACCGCCCUGCGCCACUGCGCCUACAUACAGUAUAUCAGCUGGAGAUUUGGGGCCCCACUCAGAGAAAGCCUCCCUGUCAUGCCCAGUUGUAGCGUGUGGAGAAUCAGAGAGGAAUACUCCAGCCAAGAUGGAGAGUACACUGGCCUGAGGCCCAGCAGAACUACUUCUCCCCAGUCCAGCCCUAACACACAGCUUUAGGGAAGAGGGAGAGUCAGUGUUCUAGAAAGUAGUGUUCUACAUAGAAAGCUCCAUCAGAGAUUGGUCCUCAUAGCUCCAUCAGAGAUUGGUCCUCAUAGCUCCAUCAGAGAUUGGUCCUCAUAGCUCCAUCAGAGAUUGGUCCUCAUAGCUCCAUCAGAGAUUGGUCCUCAUAGCUCCAUCAGAGAUUGGUCCUCAUAGCUCCAUCAGAGAUUGGUCCUCAUAGCUCCAUCAGAGAUUGGUCCUCAUCAUGUAGCGGCUGUAUCAUGCAUUUGUACUGGUGUAUUUAUCUAAUCUUCCAUUCAGCAUUAAGGUUAACAUUUUCAACCUAAACAUUAUCCUCGCCUGUAGAUAUUGUGUAUAUCCAUCCCACUGUCUAGAGACCAUUAAUGAUAAAGAGGGAAAUAGCGUAAAAUACUUAAUCUUAGAUGACAAUGAACUGGAGCUAACUGGAGGAGGGAAUUGUAUUAUCAUUUUGUUGACUGUCUGCAUACAUGUAACCUAUUUCAAUUAUUUUUUAUAUUGGAACAGAUCUUUUUUACCAUGUGCAAUAAAUGUAAUUUUGAAAAUAUUGUUGACUUGAUGAUGAUGUAAUUUCACAUCUUCUCCAGUUCUUGUGUGCAUACAAUAGUACAUAUGGAUCCAUUGUAGUCGAUGUACAGUAGUUUUAUUAUGCCUCUACUCCAAUGAGAUAGAUUUGCGAAAUGAGCCAGGGUCAGUUGUAGUUUUCAUACUAGCAAUGAUGAUGGUUGUACUAUUAUCUCAGCAGGCUGUGAGUGUGAGACCUGUUUACCUCUUGUAUCACUCCCAUUGCUAGUUUGCUACAGUAUAUCCAUAACUCAGAUGAUGGGCUGCUGUAGCUGUCAGAGCUGAAUCUGCUGUUUGUUUGAUUACGAAACACCAAUAAUUAUUGUGGUUAAGAGCAAAGUGGUGGGAGCUGUCUUUAGAUUAAUCCAGUUUCUGGUCAUCUUUUAUGUGUUUGGAAAAAUUGGGGCUUCAAUUAUUUCCGUUUCUAUUACAAAGCCAUCUAUAUUAAGUCAUUGUGGAUGAUGUGUGAUUGUAUCACUUUAUCUCUACACUUGUGUUGUGUCUAACCUGUUAUACUGCAGAAAUGUGCAAAAGUCUUACCAGGAGACAGACUCAGUGAUCAGCUGUCACCACCUAGGCUUUUAAGACUUUUAAUGAAUUUUUUAUCUUAAACACAUUUUAUUCUAGGUAGCUAGGAAUGUAUAGGUAGCUAUCAAGUACUGCCUUCCCCAACAUCUCUGAUCUGGGUGCCCUUGUGUGGGAUUUGGCUGAUUACAACAUCCCCACUCAGGUAGCAUCAUAUACUCAAUACACUUCAUCUACAGUGUAUCACCUUCUGGUCAGUUUGAGUUCAAAUUGUAUUUGGUAAUUGUUUUAAUAUUUUUGUAUAAGAAGGGGAUUUGUUUUAGGAAAAUGUGUUCUUUGUCUGGUAGGGUGAGAGUUUUUUCUUUGUGUUGACCAACAUGAUUGUCACCCCCAAUCAAACUCAACUGAGCUGAUUUCUUCUUUAAAAUACACUGACAUGUAUAAUAGGCUAUAUUGUGAAACGUUUAGUUAAUGUAUGAAUUUAAUACUACUAAAAAUAUAUUGUAACAUGUAUAAUGAGACUGUAGUUACACAUUAAAACAUUUACUUAUAAAACCUUUAUUUCAAUUGUAGUCAAAAAGGUAUUUGAAUGUUAGUGAAAUGUGAUCCUGUAUCUUCUUAAGAUCCUAAACCAAUCCUCCAUUUGCAUGUCAGACAGUGAGUGCACAGAGGGAUCCAGUGAUGUUCGUGGCAACGGUAGGCUUCCAUGUCAUGCUGAUAAAUCCUUGUAGAAUUGUUAACAAGGGCAGCAACCAGCAAAGAGAUGGAUGAAACAUUCAUUCAGGGUUUCAUAAGAAAAUACAUAUCAACUGCUCCAGAGAAAUGUAUCCAGACAGGGCUAUGCGUAAACUACUCAGAGACUGUCAAAACCUGUGAGGUGCUAUCUUGGUGUCCUCUUGAAAUAGACACUAACCUACCUGAGUAAAUAAGAACACAUUACAGUGCAUUCGGAAAGUAUUCAGACCCCUUGACUUUUUCCACAUUUUGUUACGUUACAGCCUUAUGCUAAAAUGGAUUAAAUAUUUUUUAUUAUUCUCAUCAAGCUACACACAAUACCCCAUAAUGACAAAGCAAAAACCGUUUUUUUUUAUUUUUUUGCAAAUUUAUAAAAAAUAAACAGAAAUACCUUAUUUACAUAAGUAUUCAGACCCUUUGCUAUGAGACUCGAAAUUGAGCUCAGGUGUAUCCUGUUUCCAUUGAUCAUCCUUGAGAUGUUUCUACAACUUGAUUGGAGUCCACCUGUGGAAAAUUCUAUUGAUUGGACAUGAUUUGGAAAGGCACACACCUGUCUAUAUAACGUCCCACAGUUGACAGAUUUGGGGAAGGGUAGCAAAAAAUGUCUGCAACAUUGAAGGUCCAUCAAUCUACACACAAUACCCCAUAAUGACAAUGAAAAAACAGGUUUCUAGAAAUGUUUGCAUAUUUAAAAUACAGAAAUAUCACAUUUACAUAAGUAUUCAGACCCUUUACUCAUUACUUUGUUGAAGCACAUUUGGCAGCGAUUACAGCCUCGAGUCUUUUGGGGUAUUACAUUUUACAUUUUUAGUCAUUUAGCAGAUGCUCUUAUCCAGAGCGACUUACAGUUAGUGAGUGCAUACAUUUUUUUUUUCAUACUGAUGCUACAAGCUUGGCACACGUGUAUUUGGUGAGUUUCUCCCAUUCUUCGCUGCAGAUCCUCUCAAGCUCUGUCAGGUUGGAUGGGGAGCGUCACUGCACAGCCAUUUUCAGGUCUCUCCAGAGAUGUUAGAUCGGGUUCAAGUCCGUGCUCUGGCUGGGCCACUCAAGGACAUUCAGAGACUUGUCCCGAAGCCACUCCUGCGUUGUCUUGGCAGUGUGCUUAGGGUCAUUGUCCUUUGGAAGGUGAACCUUCAACCCAGUCUGAGGUCCUCAGCGCUUUGGAACAGGUUUUCAUCAAGGAUCUCUCUGUACUUUGCUCCGUUCAUCUUUCCCUCGAUCACGACUAGUCUCCCAGUCCAAGCCGCUGAAAAACAAAAUCCCCACAGCAUGAUGCUGCCACCACCAUGCUUCACCGUAGGGAUGGUGCCAGGUUUCCUCCAGACGUGAUGCUUAGCAUUCAGGCCAAAGAGUUCAAUCUUGGUUUCAACAGACCAGAGAAUCUUGUUUCUCAUGAUCUGAGAGUCCUUUAGAUGCCUUUUGGCAAACUCCAAGCGGGCGGUCAUGUGCCUUUUACUGAGGAGUGGCUUCCGUCUGGCCACUCUACCAUAAAGGCCUGAUUGGUGGAGUGCUUCAGAGAUGGUUGUCCUUCUGGAAGGUUCUCCCAUCUCCACAGAGGAACUCUGGAGCUCUGUCAGUGACCACCGGAUUCUUUGUCACCUCCCUGACCAAGGCCCUUCUCCCCCGAUUUCUCAGUUUGGCUUGGCGGCCAGCUCUAGGAAGAGUCUUGGUGGUUCCAAACUUCUUCCAUUUAAGAAUGAUGGAGGCCACUGUGUUCUUGGGGACUUUCAAUGCUGCAGAAAUGUUUUGGUACCCUUCCCCAGAUCUGUACCUCGACACAAUCCUGUCUCUGAGCUCUACGGAAAAUUCCUUCGACCUCCUGGCUUGGUUUUUGCUCUGACAUGCACUGUCAACUGUGGGAUUUUAUAUAGACAGGUGUGUGCCUUUCCAAAUCAUGUCCAAUCAAUUUAAUUUCCCACAGGUGGACUCCAAUCAAGUUGUAGAAACAUCUCAAGGAUGAUCGAUGGAAACAGGAUACACCCGAGCUCAAUUUCAAGCCUCAUAGCAAAGGGUCUGAAUACUUAUGUAAAUAAGGUAGUUCUGUUUUUUAUUUUCAAUACAUUAGCAAAAAUGUCUGAAAACCAGUUUUCGCUUCGUCAUUAUGGGGUAUUGUGUGUAGAUUGAUGAGAGGGGAAAAGUAUUUCAUCCAUUUUAGAAUAAGGCUGUAACGUAGUAAAAUGGGGAAAAGGAAAGGGGUCUGAAUACUUUCCGAAUGCACUGUAUAAUAUGAUCCAUGAGGGUAUAGUCAGAUGGCAAGGUAUAAUAGGUGUCGUGUUUUGUAUCAUAGACAUGCACUGCUGGCUGCAGCAGGGGACAUCACGGUGCUAAUCAAAAACAGUGUGACAUAUCCCAAAUUCGACUUUCACAUGUGAGUCAUGUAUACUGAACAAAAAUAUAAAUGCAACAUGUGUUGUAAAGUGUUGGUCCCAUGUUUCAUGAGCUGAAAUAAAAUAUCAUAGAAAUGUUACAUACGCAUAAAAAUAUUAUUUAUCUCAAAUUUGGUGCACAAUUUCUCUACAUCCCUGACAAGUGUGGCAUAUCAACAAGCUGAUUAACCUCUUAAGGAUCAGACCCUUUAUUUAAAUUUUCGCCUAAAAUGACAUACCCAAAUCUAACUGCCUGUAGCUCAGGACCUGUGUCACGCCCUGGCUCUGGGGACACUGUUAUGUUGAGCCAGGGUGUGUAAUUCUAUGUUUGUAUUUCUAUGUUGGCCUGAGUGACUCCCAAUCAGAGGCAACGAGUGUCAGCUGGUUGUCUCUGAUUGGGAGCCAUAUUUAACUGUCUGUCUUUCACUUUGUGUUUGUGGUUUCUUGUUCUUGUUUGGUUUGUGUUAAACCGUAGACAUCACGUUAUCGUCCGUUGUUUUGAUCGUGUGAUCAUUCUAUUAAUAAAUAUGUACGCAUUCAACGCUGCGCCUUGGUCUCUCCCUGACGUUCGUGACAGAAGAAACCACCAGAACUGGACCAAGCAGCCUAGUGAGGAGCAGAGUGGGUGGACUUGGCAACAGUGGAGGCAGAGCUUCGACUGGGUCAAGCCGAAUGAGGAGCUGAAUGGCGGAGAUUGGAAGCAGAAGAGCGAGAGUUGGGCGAGAAUUAUCGAGGCCUGGCCCACGGGGAGGAGAGACUCCCAGAAAAUUUUUAGGGGGGGGCUCACGACGUCGGACCAGCAGGAGGCCGCGAUAGAGCGGCCCAGCGGGUUGCCAGAGGAGGCCGCCAGGUUACGGGGGCCACUGGUUGAAGAGGGGAUGGAGGAUGGAGAGGCACGGCGAGAGGUACUGGCGUGUGUUGCCAGUCCGGUCCGGCCCGUUCCAGAUCCCGGUGUAGGGCCAGUGGUGUGUGUCCCCAGUACGGUCCGGUCCAUUCCUGCUCCCCGCACCAAGUCUGUGGUGCGUUUCGUCAGCCCUGUCCGGCCCGUUCCUGCUCUCCGCACCAAGUCUGUGGUGCGCGUCGCCAGCCCAGUCCGGCCCAUUCCUGCUCCCCGCACCAAGUCUGUGGUGCGUUUCGUCAGCCCUGUCCGCCCCGUUCCUGCUCUCCGCACCAAGUCUGUGGUGCGCGUCGCCAGCCCAGUCCGGCCCAUUCCUGCUCCCCGCACCAAGUCUGUGGUGCGUUUCGUCAGCCCUGUCCGGCCCGUUCCUGCUCUCCGCACCAAGUCUGUGGUGCGCGUCGCCAGCCCAGUCCAGCCCAUUCCUGCUCCCCGCACCAAGUCUGUGGUGCGUUUCGUCAGCCCUGUCCGGCCCGUUCCUGCUCUCCGCACCAAGUCUGUGGUGCGCGUCGCCAGCCCAGUCCGGCCCAUCCAAGCUCCCCGCACCAAGUCAGUGGUGCGCUUCAUCAGCCCGGUCCGGCCCGCUCCUGCUCCCCACACCAAGCCAGUGGUGUGCGUCGUCGGUCCGGCACGGCCCGUGCCUGUUCCACUGGUGCCUGGUCCGGCACCGGUCAGAUGCGUUACGCCGGAGCUAGAGCAAUCCGCUCCAUCAGUGUGCAGUCCAGCUCCGGCCAGCGGGGCCAGACCGGACCAGGGGUACUUUGGGGGGUUGGAGAGGGAGUGGGGAUCAGGCCCGGAGCCGGAUCCGCCGCCAAGGCGGAGUGCCCACCCGGUCCCUCCCCUGUGGUAUUUAGUUGGCGCGGUCGGAGUCUGCGCCUUUAGGGGGGGGUACUGUCACGCCCUGGCUCUGGGGACACUGUUAUGUUGAGCCAGGGUGUGUAAUUCUAUGUUUGUAUUUCUAUGUUGGCCUGAGUGACUCCCAAUCAGAGGCAACGAGUGUCAGCUGGUUGUCUCUGAUUGGGAGCCAUAUUUAACUGUCUGUCUUUCACUUUGUGUUUGUGGUUUCUUGUUCUUGUUUGGUUUGUGUUAAACCGUAGACAUCACGUUAUCGUCCGUUGUUUUGAUCGUGUGAUCAUUCUAUUAAUAAAUAUGUACGCAUUCAACGCUGCGCCUUGGUCUCUCCCUGACGUUCGUGACAACCUGAAGCAAGGAUAUGCAUAUUCUUGAUACCAUUUGAAAGGAAACACUUUGAUGUUUGUGGAAAUGUGAAAUUAAUGUAGGAGAAAAUAACACAUUAGAUCUGGUAAAAGAUAAUACAAACAAAAAAACAUCUGUUAUUUUGUAUUUUUUUUCAUCAUCUUUGAAAUGCAAGAGAAAGGCCACAAUAUAAUAUUGCAGUUUAGGCACAAUUUAGAUUCUGGCCACUAGAUGGCAGCAGUGUGUGCAACGUUUCUGAUUAAUACAGUGAAACAUUGUAAUAAUGGACUAUUUUGAAUCAAGUCUGCCCAAACGUGCCGAAUUGGUCAAUUGAUACAUUUUCAACUACAUAACUAGAGAACAUACAAAAAUGAUAUGAUAAUACAACAUGUAAGUUUACACACUCCCAGCAAUGUCAUACAUGAUGGAUCAUUAGCUUAUACACUAACUUUCACACAUCUAGAUGGCCGGGCGGGGUGGGUGUGGAGCCAGAGACAGCAAGGGUUCAAACUGUAGAACCUAGUUCCUACAUUUUAAUAUAAAAAUGGAUUUCAUCAAACAAAACGAUGCUACAUUUUUUCUCUGGGACCCUCAGGAUGACAAAUCAGAGCAAGAUCACUGAAUGUAAGUACAUUAUUUAACUUCAGAGGUGAAUGUAUCAAACCAGUUGCCGUGAUAAGGUUUUUGUUGUUGUGCACUCUCCUCAAACAAUAGCAUGGUCUUUUUUCACUGUAAUAGCUACUGUAAAUUGGACAGUGCAGUUAGAUUAACAAGGAUGUAAGCUUCCUGCCCAUAUAAGACAUGUCUAUGUCCUGGAAAGUUUGCUGUUACUUACAACAGUCAUGCUAAUCACAUUAGCGCACGUUAGCUCAACCGUCCCAUUUACGGGACACCGAGUCCGUAGAGGUUAAACAGAAUGAUCAUUACACGGGUGCACCUUGUGCUGGAGACAAUAAAAGGCCACUAAUAUGUGCAGUUUUGUCACACAACACAAUGCCACAGAUGUCUCAAGUUGAGGGAGUGUGCAAUUGGCAUGCUGACUGCAGGAAUGUCCACCAGAACUGUUGCCAGAUAAUUUAAAUGUUAAUUUCUCUACCAUAAGCCGCCUCCAACUUCGUUUUAGAGAAUUUGACAGUAUGCCCAACCGGCCUCACAACCGCAGACCGUGUGUAACCACCCCAGCCCAGGACCUCCACAUUCGGCUUCUUCACCUGCGAGAUCGUCUGAGACCAGCCACCCGGACAGCUGAUGAAACUGAGGAGUAUUUCUGUCUGUAAUAAAGCCCUUUUGUGGGGAAAAACUCAUUCUGAUUGGCUGGGCCUGGCUCCCACCCAUGACUGCGCCACUGCCCAGUCAUGUGAAAUCCCGGAUGAUCAUUGGAAACAGGAUGCACCUGAGCUCAAUUUGGAGUCUCAUAGCAAAGUGUCUGAAUACUUAUGUAAAUAAGGUAUCUGUUUUUUAUUUUGUAUAAUUUUGGAAAAAAAUCUAAACACCUGUUUUUGCUUUGUCAUUAUGGGGUAUUGUGUGUAGAUUGCUGAGGUUUUGUAUUUAUUUAAUCCAUUUUAGAAUAAGGCUGUAACGUAACAAAAUGUGGAAAAAGUCAAGGGGUCUGAAUACUUUCCGAAGGCACUGUAUGUUUGUUUGUGUGGCACUCAAGUGAAACAUGUAAUAUGGAAAGGAAUUAAGGCAGGACACCUGCUUAAGAGUUUUAUUUUAUUCUGCAGAAUACCCCAUAUUUUCUCCUUUGGUCUCUUGCAGAAGAAACAUUUUGGCUGAUGUUAACCCUUCAUAUCUGAAGCAAUGUGAUUUCAAUCACACAACAGACCUUGACUGUCCCAUCUUCAGCCUCAAAGACAUGGUCGCUGAAGCUGAUGAGGACUUUCAGACCAUGGCUAUCAGGGUAUAACAUGUAGCUACUCACUUUCUCUUCUCAGGUCCCAUUCAGAUGACUCUGCAUAAGCCCAUACUAGUUAUUCCUAGAAUACCUGGGAUAGGCUAAAGUAUUCCUUCUAACCCCCCCCCCCCCCCCCAAAUUGUAAAGUGGUUAUCCCACUGGCUAUAGGGUGAACGCACCAAUUUGUGAGUCGCUCUGGCUAAGAGCGUCUGCUAAAUGACGUUAAUGUGCCCUUGAGCAAGGCACUUAACCCUAAUUGCUCCUGUAAGUCGCUCUGGUUAAGAGCGUCUGCUAAAUGACUAAAAUGUUAAAAAAAAUGUAAAAAUGUUAUUCCUGAAGUUAUUCUCAGUAGUUAUGCCGUGUUUGGUUUGUGUUACAAUUUAUCCCUGCCCAUCAGGCUAUAGGCUAUUUGGGCAGUAGUGUAACUCUCUGGUAUAUACACUAAGUAUACCAAACUUUAGGGACACCUUCCUAAUAUUGACUCCUGAGUGGCGCAGUGGUCUAAGGCACUGCAUCGCAGUGCUAGCUGUGCCACUAGAGAUCCUGGUUCGAGUCCAGGCUCUGUCGCAGCCGGCCGCGAACGGGAGACCCAUGAGCGGCGCACAAUUGGUCCAGCGUCGUCAAAGGUAUUUGGCCGGCAGGGAUGUGAGUUUGUUUCCCACGGGGAGCCAGUAUGAAAAAAACAAAACUUGUAUGCAUUCACUACCUGUAAGUCGCUCUGGAUAAGAGCGUCUGCUAAAUGACUAAAAUGUAAAUGUAAUAUUGAUAGCUGAAUUUUGAAAUGAGACUAUUUUAUGGUUCUGUUUGUUAAGGGUGGUGUUCUUGGGAUUGUGAUUGACUGGAGCUGUGACCUGGCCUCAACAUUACCGUGGCCCUAAGUACUCCUUCCGCAGGCUGGACAACAAAAACUCUGAGAACAACGUGGCCCCUGGAUACAACUUUAGGUGAGAUCAAUGAACAUGUGGACACAACACUGUAAAGAGAAUACAUAUAGCUUUUCAACAAGACUAUGCUAUUUCCACAGGUUUGCCAAGUACUACAAAACCGCUGAUGAUGUGGAAACAAGAACCUUGAAGCCAUGCUCUUUUUGUCCAGACCUCUAACCACCUCCAAUCUCCAGCCCCUGCCACUAAACAACAUGCAUGCACUCAUAUUUCCAACUAAGCCUCUUCAGUGUACGACCUAUCAAACUGCUGUGAAGUUUAGCCAGAAUGCUUGCUUACAUGUGCACCGGGGUCGUACAGACUUCCUGUUUAGAUUAAGACACUGCAGAGCGAGAUAUGGCUCGGAAAACCUACCAUAAUCCAGGGAUGAGAACUGCAUUGUACUCCGAAUUGUCCCUUUAUCCCAACUGUUACACCGAGAAGAUUGAACGACUGCUAGCUGUUCGGGAAAACUGCCCUUUUCGUCCUCAUGCUAGGUAGCAGAAGCCAGAGCAGCCAUUUUGGAAUGGCAGUGUCAGCCAAUCAGCUCCUUCGUUGUUCAACGCAACGUUCUAUUCCAUAACGGCUGCAGUGGCUACUGCUAGCUAGCACGAGGACAAAAACAGCAGUUUACUUAAAAACUAGCAGUCGUUCAAUCUCCUUGAUGUUACAGUUGGGAUAAUGGGACAAUUCGGCGUACAACUAAUUUCUCACCCCUACAUUGAGGUACGUUUUCCGAGACAUAUCUAGCACCGGCUCCGCUGUGUUUUAAUCUAAACAGGAGGCCUAUUCGACCCCAGUGCAGCUGUAAGCAAGCGUAGGGUAGGAAUCUAUUACGGCUACUCUAAAGUUAUUUGCUAUCUGAUAACAAGGAACAGAUAAAUAGUAAGAAAAUCAUUUUAAUGGAAAUAGCAUUUCGCAUCAUUUAUCAAAAAAGAAUAACAAACAAGCGGUAUUAUAGAAAGUAGAAAAUAGUUUUUCAAAUUAUCGCCUUUUCUGGAAAAUAUUUCCUCUUCCCAUCCCUCCACGUCCUCGCCCCCUAGCAGCCACUGGGAGAAGAGACAAAGCAAAUUGUUAAUCAAUCAACAUACAUCAAAUCAAAUUGUAUUUGUCACAUGCGCAGAAUACAACAGGUGUAGAACUUACAGUGAAAUGCUUACUUACAAGCCCUUAACCAACAAUGCAGUUUUAAGAAAAAUAAGUGUUAAGUAAAAAAAUAGAUAAGUAAAAAAUCAAAAUACUAAAUAAUUAAAGAGCAGCAGUAAAAUAACAGUAGCGAGGCUAUAUACAGGGGGUACCGGUACAGAGUCAAUGUGCGGGGGCACAGGUUAGUCGAGGUAAUAUGUACAUGUAGGUAGAGUUAAAGUGACUAUGCAUAGAUAAUAAACAGAGAGUAGCAGCAGAGUAAAAGAGGGGGUGGGGAACAAUGCAAAUAGUCUGGGUAGCAAUUUGAUUAGCUGUUAUGGCUUGGGGGUAGAAGCUGUUAAGAAACCUUUUGGACCUAGACUUGGCACUCCGGUACCGCUUGCCGUGCGGUAGCAGAGAGAACAGUCUAUGACUAGGGUGGCUGAAGUCUUUGACAAUUUUUAGGGCCUUCCUCUGACACCGCCUGGUGUAGAGUUCCUAGAUGUCAGGAAACUUGGCCCCAGUGAUGUACUGGGCUGUACGCACUACCCUCUGUAGUGCCUUGUCAGAGGCCGAGCAGUUGCCAUACCAGGAAGUGAUGCAACCAGUCAGGAUGCUCUCGAUGGUGCAGCUGUAGAAAUCUUUGAUGAUCUGAGGACCCAUGCCAAAUCUUUUCAGUCUCCUGAGGGGGAAUAGGCUUUGUUGUGACCUCUUCAUGACUGUCUUGGUGUGUUUGGACCAUGAUAGUUUGUUGGUGAUGUGGACACCAAGGAACUUGAAGCUCUCAACCAGCUCCACUACAGCCCCGUCGAUGAGAAUGGGGGCGUGCUCGGUCCUCUUCUUUUUCCUGUCGUCCACAAUCACCUCCUUUGUCUUGAUCACGUUGAGGGAGGUUGUUAUCCUGGCAUCACAUGGACAGGUCUCUGACCUCCUCCCUAUAGGCUGUCUCAUCAUUGACAGUGAUCAGGCCUACCACUGCUGUGUCGUCGGCAAACUUGAUGGUGUUGGAGUCGUGCCUGGCCAUGCAGUCAUGGGUGAACAGGGAGUACAGGAGGGGACUGAGCACGCACCCCUGAGGGGCCCCCGUGUUGAGGAUCAGCGUGGCGGAUGUGUUGUUACCUACCCUUACCACCUGGGGGCGGUCCGUCAGGAAGUCCAGGAUCCAGUUGCAGAGGGAGGUGUUUAGUCCCAGGGUCCUUAGCUUAGUAAUGAGCUUUGAGGGCACUGUGGUAUUGAACGCUGAGCUGUAGUCAAUGAACAGCAUUCUCAUGUAGGUGUUCCUUUUGUCCAGGUGGGAAAGGGCAGUGUGGAGUGCAAUAGAGAUUGCAUCAUCUGUGGAUCUGUUGGGGCGGUAUGCAAAUUGGAGUGGGUCUAUUUCUGGGAUAAUGGUGUUGAUGUGAUCUACGACCAGCCUUUCAAAGCACUUCAUGGUUACAGACGUGAGUGCUACUGGUCGGUAGUCAUUUAGGCAGGUUACCUUAGUGUUCUUGGGCACAGGACUAUGGUGGUCUGCUUGAAACAUGUUGGUAUUACAGACUCAGUCAGGGACAGGUUGAAAAGUGAAGAUACUUGCUAGUUGGUUAGCGCAUGCUCGGAGUACACGUCCUGGUUUUUUUAUUUUUAUUUUUUUAUUUCACCUUUAUUUAACCAGGUAAACCAGUUGAGAACAAGUUCUCAUUUACAACUGCGACCUGGCCAAGAUAAAGCAAAGCAGUGCGAUAAAAACAACAACACAGAGUUACAUAUGGGGUAAAACAAAACUAAGUCAAAAAUGCAACAGAAAUACAUAUAAUAUACAGUGUGCAAAUUUAGCAAGUUAUGGAGGUAAGGCAAUAAAAUAGGCUAUAGUGCAAAAUAAUUACAAUUUAGUAUUAACACUGGAAUGAUGUGCAAGAGAUGAUGUGCAAAUAGAGAUACUGGGGUACAAAUGAGCAAAAUAAAUAACAAUAUAGGGAUGAGGUAGUUGGGCGGGCUAAUUUCAGAUGGGCUGUGUACAGGUGCAGUGAUCGGUAAGGUGCUCUGACAACUGACAACCGUCUGGCCCUGCGGCCUUGUGAAUGUUGACAUAUUUAAAGGUCUUACUCACAUCAGCUACGGAGAGCGUGAUCACACAAUCGUCCGGAACAGCUGAUGCUCUCAUGCAUGUAUCAGUGUUGCUUGCCUCAAAUCGAGCAUAGAAGUAAUUUAGCUUGUCUGGUAGGCUCGUGUCACUGGGCAGCCCACAGCUGUGCUUCCCUUUGUAGUCUGUAAUAGUCCGACGAGCGUCGGAGCGGUGUAGUACAAUUCAAUCUUAGUCCUGUAUUGACCCUUUGCCUGUUUGAUGGUUCGUCGGAGGGCAUAGCGGGAUUUCUUAUAAGCGUCCGGGUUAGAGUCCCGCUCCUUGAAAGCGGCAGCUCUACCCUUUAGCUCAGUGCAGAUGUUGCCUGUAAUCCAUGGCUUCUGGUUGGGGUACGUACGUACGGUCACUGUGGGGACGACGUCAUCGAUGCACUUAUUGAUGAAGCCAGUGACUGAUGUGGUGUACUCCUCAAUGCCAUCGGAAAAAUCCCGGAACAUAUUCCAGUCUGCGCUAGUAAAACAGUCCUGUAGCUUAGCAUCUGCGUCUUCUGACCACUUCUUUAUUGACCGAGUCACUGGUGCUUCCUGCUUUAGUUUUUGCUUGUAAGCAGGAGGAUAGAGAGUUAUGGUCAGAUUUGCCAAAUGGAGGGCGAGGGAGAGCGUUGUACGCGUCUCUGUGUGUGGAGUAAAGGUGGUCUAGAGUUUUUUUUCCUCUGGUUGCACAUUUAACAUGCUGGUAGAAAUUAGGUAAAACUGAUUUAAGUUUCCCUGCAUUAAAGUCCCUGGCCACUAGGAGCGCCGCCUCUGGAUGAGCGUUUUCCUGUUUGCUUAUGGCCUUAUACAGCUCAUUGAGUGCAGUCUUAGUGCCAGCAUCGGUUUGUGGUGGUAAAUAGACAGCUACGAAAAAUAUAGAUGAAAACUCUCUUGGUAAAUUGUGUGGUCUACAGCUUAUCAUGAGAUACUCUACCUCAGGCGGGCAAAACCGCGACUUCCUUAAUAUUCGAUUUUGUGCACCAGCUGUUGUUUACAAAUAUACACAGACCGCCACCCCUUGUCUUACCGGAGGCAGCUGUUCUUUCUUGCCGAUGCAGCAUAUUUCCCGCCAGCUGUAUGUUAUCCAUGUCGUUGUUCAGCCACGACUCGGUGAAACAUAAGAUAUUACCGUUUUUAAUGUCCCGUUGGUAGGAUAUCCGUGAUUUUUUUUUUUUUUUGGGGGGGGGGGGGGUAGAUCAGCUUAAUAUUGCAGAUAGAUUGUAACUUCCAUCAAUGUAAUUGUCUGCAUCACUUCCAAUCCCCCAUGAUUUUAUAUAUAUAUAUAUAUAUAUAUAUAUAUAUAUAUAUAUAUAUAUAUAUAUAUAUAUUCCCCUUUAUUACUUUCCAACCCCGCCACCCUUUCCCUACUUGGGGUAAACUAGUGAACAACAAUGCUUAGGCCUCUACUUCCAGCUUAUACUUACUAUCUACAUUUUAUGUACACAGUCAAUUUUACAAUAAUUAUAUUUUGUUUGUUUUUUUCUCCUGAACUUCUUCUAGUCUCAACCUCUCCGAUCAUUUUCAUGAUGUCCAUCCGGUUUGCUUCUAUAUGCCAUAUAUUUCUAACUGUGCUGUUUCCCAAAAGCUCCCAACAUACAACCUAUGUGGACACAGUAUGCUUACGUUAUUAGUUGUUAUUAUUUUGUUGUUAGUUGUUAUUAGUCCCAUCCUUCAGAUCCAUUCAACAACUCCCAUCUAUCUCUUAACACCAUCCAUAUAGGAUUUCUAUUUGCCAUAUAUAUUUCAACUGUACUGUGAUGUUUUACAAAAAUUCUGAACCUUUCUAUUCUCAUUGUUUCUACAGAUUGUGAAUUAAAAAUAAACAUUUUUGCUAAAAGUAUUAUUAUAUUAUUGAUCGAUUGACUACGACUUUUCAGAUCACCCAGUAAUGCUAUCUGCAAGGUUAGCUCCAGGUAAAUAUUGCAAUCCUUUAGCCAUUCCUGGACCUGUGUCCAAAAACAAGCUACAAAUGGACAGUACCAAAACAAAUGAUCUAAUGAUUCUGUCUCUUCGCAGCAUCCGUGAUCUUAGUUUGUCUAUUUUGUUAUCCAAUGAUGGCUAAUAGGACUGAUGGUAGAGGCAGAUUAUGCCUCGCCGUCGGAUCCUUACGAGGCACCCCGACCUACGUCCCCGAUAUCUCAGUCUCUUUCUCAUGCGAAUGACAGGGAUUUGGGCCUUGUCGGGUGUCUGAAGAAAAUCCUUAGCAUCCGACUCGUCAAAUAAAAAAUCUUCGCCCAGUAUGAGGUGAGUAAUCGCUGUCCUGAUAUCCAGAAGCUCUUUUCGGUCAUAAGAGACGUGGCAGAAACAUUAUGUACAAAAUAAGUUGCAAAUAACGCGAAAAAACACACACAAUAGCACAAUUGGUUACGAGCCCGUAAAACGGCAGCCAUCUCCUUCGGUGCCAUUAGAGACAGAAUCAUUAGAUCAUUUGUUUUGGUACUGUCCAUUUGUAGCUUGUUUUUACAAUAAUCUGCUUGCAUAAUUUAUGUGCCAAAUCCAAUAGGAUACUAGCUUGGGCCUAGAUCUCUUUGUGCUCCUGCUAACACCAACUCCAAUGCUGUCAUAGUCAAGCCAAACAUGUUUGGCAUCACAAUGACUGACAAAGAGUUGGCAUGAUGGCACAAACAGACUGGCACGCAGGCCAGUUGGAUACCAAGUGGGUCUGAUUAGGGCCAUGAUAUAAUAAAAUCUGUACCUUGUGCUUUGAGAAUGGCAGCUUUCCCUCUCCCAGCUCCAGCUCCCUGGUUCUUGUUCUUCAUACUCUUUAGCAUGGGUGCGUUCUUCAGCAUGUCUGGGAGAAUAAGGAAUCGGAUCUUGCUGCCUCGGAUGUACACCUGCUCCAGCUGGGCUACACGGCCAUCUCU